UGGGCACUGGUGGGUGGCACUGGUGGGCACAGGUGGGGCACUGGUGGGCACAGGUGGGUGGCACUUCUGGGCGCAGGUGUGUGGCACUGCUGGGUGGCACUGGUGGGCACUGCCGGGCACAGGUGGGUGCACUGCUGGGCAAAGGCGGGUGCACUGCUGGGCACAGGUGGGCAGCACUGGUGGGUGGCACUGCUGGGCACCGAUCAUCAGGGCACUGAUCAUCAGUGCCCUGAUGAUCUGUGCGAUCCCUGCUCUGACAACUGCCGGUUCUCGGCAGUACUUUCCUCGCGCUCUGACAGCGUGAGGAAAGUGCAGCCGAGAACCGGCAAUUGC
Messenger RNA from Staurois parvus, 333 nucleotides. The record is from the annotation of a GenBank genome assembly. NCBI's taxonomy places the organism in Eukaryota, Metazoa, Chordata, Amphibia, Anura, Ranidae.